Messenger RNA from Galendromus occidentalis (western predatory mite), 1326 nucleotides. It is a transcript of the gene mRpS29, whose product is annotated as mitochondrial ribosomal protein S29. The transcript is spliced from 5 exons. Gene Ontology annotation, molecular function: structural constituent of ribosome. The record is from RefSeq and is a predicted model, not a curated record. Gene Ontology annotation, cellular component: mitochondrial ribosome; mitochondrial small ribosomal subunit. NCBI's taxonomy places the organism in Eukaryota, Metazoa, Arthropoda, Arachnida, Mesostigmata, Phytoseiidae. Bases 97 to 1326 code for a protein of 409 amino acids. Gene Ontology annotation, biological process: apoptotic process.
UCCUGCGAUGCGCGUCUGAGGGAAUCUUCUCGGACCCGGCAAAACUAGAGAGCUUCAGAGUAUUUUCCGAAAAUUUUUCUGCGGACCCUCGGACCGAUGUUGCGGCCGCGCUUGAAAGAAACGGAUCGAUUCACGCGUUUAGCGGGCUCCCUCCUGCCUCUUCGAUCUCGCUGCUUCUCCACGCAGCCUGCGAUAGAAUCCGACAGUGAGGCCGAUGGCUCGAAAAGCGACCUCCCUAAACCAUACAGAACAAAUGUGGAUUCGCCGUCAAAACACCAGAGGCAGCAUCUCGCGAAGUUUUACACGGUUCCGAAAAGCAUCGAAAGGAGCUUAUUCGGAAUUUUCCAGCACACCAAGCAAAGCCGACAGCUUAAUUCCUUCAUGGGAGAAAUGGGCGUGAUGGUCAGAGAACCCUUUCUAGAAAUACGGGAGUACAUCGAGUCUUAUGAUUAUUCACAACCCGCACUCCGCAUGGUGGUUUACGGGAAAUUGGGUGUCGGGAAGUCUUUCAUUUUGGGACAUACGCUCCAUUACGCUGUGGAGAACAGCUGGCUCGUGAUCGCAAAUUCAUGGAUGCCGGAGUGGUUGAAACGUCCGAAGGAUACCCAGCCCAAUGCGGAGGAUCCGACGAUUCUGGAAACGCCAGUGGAGGGAGCUAUCUGGCUCCAACAUUUCCGUGCCAUCAACGAACGUCUCCUGGAGAAGUUACAACUGAAAACAACCUCGACAUGGAAAUUCAGCGACACAGAGGUCAUCGCCGAAGGAGAACCUCUCAUAAAGCUGGUCGCUCACGGCAUUGAUCGUAUGAAACACUCGAACCAAUGUGUUCGGAGCCUUCUGCACGAAGUCAAAAAGCAGACCAACGAGGGUAAAACUAAAACCAUGGUCGUUUUGGGAGGCGUCAAUUGCUUGUGGGAGACCUCCUAUGUGAAAGAUCCCAAGAAACAGUUCAUCCCAGCGAGAAACUUCCAUUUGCUGCAGAGCUUCAAAGAAAUUCUGAAAAACGAUUGGAAGAACGCUUCGGCGGUGGUCAGCGUGGCCGCGCCGGCGCUAUCCCUGACACAUAGGAACUUGGAGUUGGAAACUGUUCCUAGUUACAUGCCGCAGUACCUCUUGGGUAAAGAGGGUUUCGAAUUCUUCGAGCCCUUCGUGCCUAUCCGCGUAGAGAAAUAUUCUGAUAAAGAAGCCGAAUCUGUGCUCGAAUAUUACACCGAUAUGAAUUUCAUACAACACCCCAAAGGGAGAACAGAAGCAGCUCGCAACGAAUUGAAAUUCCUCAGCGGACGGAACCCUCGAGAGUUGCGCGGUCUUUGCGGAUGGAUAUGA